GCAUACUAUCACAAGGGACCAAGUUUCAAACAAGGUCCUAAAAGCAUAGUGAGCAAGAUUAAUUUCAAAAAUGCUCACCAACGGCAGACAACAGGAACUAACUGAAUCACUAUCACAUCAAAGUAUUCACUUAAACCUAGGCUCUCACAUCACGAAAUCUCAAUCAAACCUAAGCUCUGAUACCACUAAAUCUGUCACGCCCCAGAACUCGAAUCCAAGGACGUGGCAGACGCCGUGCACUCGUGAGACGGGUCCCACAAGUGCACAAGGCUUGAAACUUAUUCAAAUCACAAUCUGAUACCACAAAAUCUCAAGAUAAAAUUUUACAAUCUGCUUUGAUAUCAUAAAAUCUCCAAUCACAAUCUAGCUUAUAAGAGCAUGAUUUAUUUCUAAAUCUAUAUCAAUCUCGAAAUGGCUAGCCUUAUAACUCGUCACUCCCCUCGGUUUCCCCGUCCUCAGUUUCGCUUCCUGAAAUGGUGGACAAGGAAAACUAUGAGAUAACUCAGUAAGUAAAUAUGGAUAGCCCUU
Molecule: messenger RNA, 528 nt
Organism: Rubroshorea leprosula
Lineage: Eukaryota; Viridiplantae; Streptophyta; Magnoliopsida; Malvales; Dipterocarpaceae
Source: the annotation of a GenBank genome assembly